AUGGCUUUGGCUUACAAGAUCAACAUUGUGGACGAUUCUCAUUCGCACCUGUCUCCCACCAUAUUCCAGAAUCUCUCCGUAAAAGAGGUGCCAAUCCCGGAACCUGGACCUGGCUCCGUCCUGGUUCGAAUCCGCGCGGCCGCUCUCAAUUUCCGCGACCUCUUGUGUGUUGCAGAUUCGCCCCUCUAUCCCGUACAUACGGUUCCCGGACUUGUACCUUGUUCUGACGGCGCCGGCGAGAUCGUCAAAGCAGGUUCGGGCAGCCAAUGGCAGGAUAAUGUUGGAGCUGCGGUGAUCGUGGUACCCCAGGGAGACUGGCUUGACGGUGACGUGAGUGUGCUCCGUGCGGAUAAAGUUCUGGGCGCAGGAGACAACAAUGGGACCUUGUCACAGUAUAUGGCCGUCCCGGAUGCGUGCAUUGUGCCUGCACCAAAGAACCUCUCCGUUGAAGAGGCAGCAGCACUGGUUUCCACAGCCGGGACCGCGAUCAAUGUCUUGCAAAGCAUACCCAUCAAAAAAGGCACAACGGUAGUGACUCAGGGCACAGGCGGUGUGAGCUGUGCCGUCAUUCAGUAUGCAGCUGCCCUGGGAGCGCGGGUCAUCGCAACAUCCUCGACGUCUGAAAAGCUUCAAAUUGCAAAAGUAUUGGGCGCAUCGGAGUUGAUCAACUAUCGGACAACUCCCGAUUGGGCUGAUGAGGUGCUGCGCCUCACUGAUGGAAAGGGCGCCGAUCUAGUGUGCGAUGUGGCGGGUUGGGGCACACUUGAAGCAUCAGUGAAAGCUUUGAAGCUGGGAGGAACAGCAUGCGUGGUAGGCAUGCUGACACCGCCGCAACCAGUCGAGCUCUUGAUGCCACUCAUUCUUGGGGCCAAGACACUACGAGGCAUCCUCGUCUACAGCAAGGCCAUGCUUGAAAAGGCCGUCAAGCUGGCCGAGGAGCACGACUUGCACCCCCACAUCGAGGAGGUCUUUGCAUGGGAGGAUGCGCCCAAGGCUUUCGAGCGGCUUAGAAAGCAAGGCUUUGUGGGCAAGGUUGUUGUCCGUGUCUGA
Molecule: messenger RNA, 1050 nt
Organism: Exophiala viscosa
Lineage: Eukaryota; Fungi; Ascomycota; Eurotiomycetes; Chaetothyriales; Herpotrichiellaceae
Product: putative zinc-type alcohol dehydrogenase-like protein
Exons: 2
Coding region: 1-1050 (349 amino acids)
Molecular function (GO): oxidoreductase activity
Source: RefSeq, a predicted model, not a curated record